Oncorhynchus mykiss (rainbow trout) is the source of this 5906-nucleotide messenger RNA. RefSeq names its product VPS10 domain-containing receptor SorCS1. Gene Ontology annotation, cellular component: Golgi apparatus; membrane. The record is from RefSeq and is a predicted model, not a curated record. Gene Ontology annotation, molecular function: protein binding. Lineage: Eukaryota; Metazoa; Chordata; Actinopteri; Salmoniformes; Salmonidae. Gene Ontology annotation, biological process: post-Golgi vesicle-mediated transport.
UCCGGUGCAUCGUUUGCAUCACUACUUCUGUGAGCGCUUCUUCGCACACUGUAGCAACCUCCGUUCCCGGAGCGAUUCAGCGGAUAAUAAUCAAACCCUAAAAAGUAGUCUAAUUAUCUUCAGGUUAUAAUUCAAAUCGGACUAACCUAAACUAGGGAUGGAAACAACCGUCGGUUGCUGCCCUCAUUGGCUCAUUGCUAUGUGGAUGUGUCUUUUUACUUUAACUUCCACCCUGGACAUGACAAAAACAAAUAUAAGGUGCAUUCCAUCAAGCCAACUCUCUGUUAUCAAGCCGGCUCCCCGGGAACUCUCUAAAGUGGGAUUUGAUCAAUUUGGAAAGGGACCAGAGGAUGAAGCUGUGGGGGUUGCAGAGAAGUCACCAGGUUGUCACCCCUUUAAAAGCAUCUGUAAAAAAGCCAAUGUUGCGGAAUAUUUAGCGCGCGUCUCCGGUGAUGGCGAGGCAAGAAGUUCAGUCCCUGAAUCCGAGCAGCCGUUUGUAAAUAAAUCAUACAGCCGUGGAUUAGAAGAACGUCGGCUCGUGGACAGUUCUGAAGUGCUCUAUCAACAUCAAAGUGGCUCGGGCAUCACCUCCAAACUCACAGAUAGGCCUAUGCCGCCACCUGCCACCCUCAAUAAAGUAACCGUCAAUAACACUAGACAUAAUACAAUUAAUAGUUUUGGAAGAGAAAAUAGACUUAAACGACAUGAGUUAUCAAAAAAGAAGGCUGGGGCAAGUUUGAGGAACCUUCGCCGUCGACGAAAGCGCAGCUUCCAAACGGCGGAGAGCAAAACAUCUUGGUCCGUAUUCGGAUGGAACGGUGAAGAUGCGUCAACCCCCGGGCAACAUGAGUUGAAACUUAGUAGUUCUACAUUCGCACUCACGGGGGAUUCAGCUCAUAACCAAGCCAUGGUGCAUUGGUCCGGCCAAAAUAGCAGCGUGAUUCUAAUGCUGACUAAGUACUUUGACUUCAGCCUUGGCAGUGUCACAGAGAGCUCUCUAUGGAGGUCAACAGACUAUGGAUCCAGGUAUGAGAAACUUGAUGAAAAGGUCGGGCCAAAAACCAUACUAAGCUACUUGUACGUGAGUCCGAAUAACAAACGAAAGAUCAUGUUACUGACCGACCCGGAGGUGGAGAGCAGCCUGCUCAUUAGCUUUGACGAGGGCGCAUCCUAUCAGAGGUACCACUUAGCCUUCGACAUCCUCAGCCUCCUCUUCCACCCCGAGCAGGAGGACUGGAUCCUGGCUUACAGCCACGACCAGAAGCUCUACGUCUCGGUUGAAUUUGGAAGACGAUGGCAGCUCGUACAUGACAGUGUGGUCCCCAACAGAUUUUACUGGUCAAAACUGGGUUUGGACAAAGAACCAGGAAUGAUUCACCUGGAGACAAGUGUUUCUGACAGACGAUCCCAGUAUAUAACAUGCAAGCUGCAGAACUGCACAGAGGCCAACAAAGGCAGGCCUUUCCCUGGGUUUAUCAGCCCGGAUUCCCUGGUGGUUCAGGACCAGUAUGUAUUCAUUCAGGUACCAAUGGGUGGUCGGCCUGUCCAUUAUGUGUCAUACAAAAGAAAUGCUUUCUUCCCCAUGAAGCUGCCUAAGUACACAUUUCCAAAGGACUUGCAGAUAAUCAGCACAGAUGAUAACCAGGUGGUGGCAGCAGUGCAGGAUUGGCACCAGAAUGACUCCUACAACUUGUACAUGUCAGAGGCCCACGGUCUCUUCUUCACUCUGGCCCUGGAGAAUGUAGUGAGCAGUGGGGGACCAGAGGGCAACGUUAUGAUAGACCUCUAUGAGGUAGCAGGGAUAAAAGGGGUGUUCUUGUCAAAUAAAGUUGUCGAGAACGAAGUGAAAACAUUUAUCACUUACAAUAAGGGGCGAGACUGGCGUCUACUACAUGCUCCUACCACUGAUCUGAGCGGUACCAGACUCUACUGUGUACAGCCUUAUUGUUCAUUGCACCUGCAUCUCCAUGUGUCUGACAACCCGUACACAUCUGGAAACAUAGUCAGCAAAGAAUCAGCUCCAGGAAUUAUAGUAGCAUCAGGUACCAUUGGGCCUGAGCUGACUGCCAAUAAUGUCAGCAUUUUCAUCACCUCAGAUGCUGGCAACACUUGGAGAGAGGUAUUUGAGGAGGAGUAUAGCAUCCUCUUUCUUAACCAGGGCGGUGCCCUAGUGGCCAUUCGACACACACCGCUCCCCAUCAGACACAUUUGGUUGAGUUUUGAUGAGGGAAGACACUGGAACAAAUUCAGCUUUACCUCCUCUCCUCUCUAUGUAGACGGAGUCUUAGGAGAGCCAGGGGAGGACACCCUCAUCAUGACAAUAUUUGGCCAUUUCAGCCAUCGUUCUGAAUGGCAGCUUGUCAAGAUUGACUUCAGGCCCAUCUUCAACAGAAGGUGCACCACAGACGACUAUCAGACCUGGCAGUUACACAAUGACGGUAAAGUCUGCAUCAUGGGAGUGAAGAGAAUCUUCCAGAAUCUGAAGCCCGACGCCAGAUGUGUCAAAACCAAAGAUCAGUACAUCUCCCAGAUGUCAGACUCCUGUCCAUGCACUGAGGCUGACUUUGAGUGUGAUUUUGGCUUUGAGAGGCAGAGUGAUGGAGGAUGCACUGCUGCCUUCUGGUUUGUUCCAUCCUCCGUGUCCAGAGACUGCACCACCGGAGACAGCUUCCUAAACACUACAGGAUACCGUAAGGCUCUGUCCAAUAACUGCACUGCGGGAACCCUUGGGAAGUACCGCAUUAGGAGGCAGAGGUGUCUCCACCAGGCCCCCAGGGGUCUGCAGCUGGUCACCAGUGAGGGAACACUCACAGCCACCCUGGGGGACAACGUGACCCUCCUGGUGUUUCUGGAGGAGGGUGAUGGCUCCACAACAAGUAUAACAGUGGACUUUGGAGACGGGACGGCCAUAUCCUACGCUAACAUCAGCUCCAUAGAGGAUGGGGUCAAACAUACCUACAGUAAAGUCGGCAUUUACCAAGUGGCUGCUAUGGCACUCAACAGCCUGGGCUCUGAGAGAGUCUUACUAUACCUGCAUGUUACUUGUACACUUGAGCAAGUGCAGCUUUCAGCUCCCUCUGUGGUUGUUAGGAAUAAAGCAGUGGAUCUAUCAACAGUCCUGAAGCCACGUUAUGUUGGAACAGUCACCUACUACUGGUGGUUCAACAACCACACUGAGCCUGUCGUGACUUUAGUGGGAGGAAUGUCCUUCACCUUCUACAAGGAGGGAACUCAUACUGUCACCGUGCAAGUGUCAGCAGGCAACACUGUCCUUCAAGACAAAAUAACUGUUGCAGUCUAUGAAUAUUUCCGGUCACACGUUUUAGCAUUCUCCUCUAAUCUGGACGCCUUCAAUCCUGCUGUGGCUGAAUGGAGACAGGACAUCAGUAGAGUGGUCAAGGACUCCAUGGUCCAAGUCACAGGGAUCAAUGGAGAGCAGCUUCUGGUGUCAGUGCUCCCAGGGUUGCCAACGGCAGCAGAGUUGUUUAUCAUCCCAGAGAAAAGGCCAACAGAGGGGACAAUGAAUAGAAAAGGGACACAUUUAGAGCAGCUUUCUCAGGUCCUGCUAAGUGCCCUGAACCAAGACCUCAUCCAGUUUACUCUGCGGCCCGGGGUUCAGGUUAACGUUUACCCCACACGACUGUCUCCAGCUCCUCUCGUGGACACCAGUGAGAGUGGGCACAAUGGUGCUGCAGUCAUUAUGCUAGUGUCUGUAGUAUUUGUGGGUUUGGCAGUUUUCGUUAUCUUCAAGUUCAAAAGGAAGAUCCCUGGCAUCAACAUAUACACAGAGGAGAGGUCAGAGAAACAACAGGAAGUGAUCCCUACGGUGGCGUCCAUAGCUGUCCCAAAUCCUGAGGGAGACAUGGUGACCUCUUUGGAGCACUUGGACACAGGGCCAGAUGCACGUGGCAUAGGAUACCUGCCAUCUCUCACAGACAUCAAACUCUCUGAUGAAACUCCCCAUGUGUUUUAAUUCUCCGAGUCUACAGACGACUUGUAAUACAUCUUUUUGGCAGUUACUUCCAGCAAACUCUGAAGUCAUGGAACCAAUGGAUGGUCUCGGGUGUUUUCUACCCAUGCAUGGACAGACCAGCUUACACUAUUUUGCCUGUACUCUGGGGGGGAGGGGGACUGUACAGAUUUUUACAUGCGUCUUGAAAAAGGAAAUUUUUGAUCGAAUUACUUGUAUUUUUGCAAGAACAUUGAAGUUGUUUAUGGGAAUUGUGUAAAUACAGAAUUGCUGAACUAAAGAUGAUUUGACUCAGAUGGUUACAGUUGUGUAUAUGAUCUCAAGACAUAAAACAGUAAUGUACAGUAAUCUAUUUAAUUUGAGUGUUCCAUUUAUAGUUCAACUCUAGUGGUAGGUGUGUGGAGGAUAUGUAAGUGAAGUGUACUUAGUGACUAACUACAUGGAAAUGCUGUAUUUGAAUGAGAUGUGAAAGAAAUGUCUGAAUGUUUGGUUUUAUCACAUUGGCCUGAGUUCUAACUUGAGAUUCAUGCACAAAACUCUGCACUUGUUUCUCAAAUUUGGUUUCAGCCCAUAAGGCAUGCGCUAGUUCAAUCAGUGACCUGAGACCUGUCAUAUUGACUGUGUUAUGCUAUUCUUAUGACAACGUUAUGACAGAACCUAUGUUUUAUCUGCUGGUUGUAAGAGGAUGGAACUUUUCACUUAGUACAUAUCAAUAUCAGACGAGAUCUUUCCCACUGGGCAAAAACGGAUUGAAUCAACGCUGUUUCCACGUAAUUUCAACUCAAAUUGUGAUGACAUUGAAUCAACAUGGAAAACUGAUUGGAUUUGCAAAUGGUCACCAACGUAAGGGCAUUUCACCCAACUUUGAACCUAAAUCCAAUGAUAUGGUGUCAUUUGUUGUUGAUUUCUCGUUGAAUGCAUGUUAGUUGACAACUCAACCAAAUGUAAAUCCAAACUAGACGUUGAACUGAAAGUCUGUGCUCAGUGGCUUGGCUCUGCUGGAUUCUGCCUGAAUCAGAAGUUGAGGGCACACUGAAAUUGGAGUGCAGUCCUUGCAGAAAGAAACUGGUAGACCCCAGGGGCUUGCAUGAGAAGGUUAUAGUUCACGACUUACCAUGCAGACUUCAUGUCUGUCAAGACAUGAACCUCUGAAGAGGUUUUGCACAUAAGAAAGGGACAUACAGUAUCUGCAUGCUUUUUUCUUUACGUUUAUUCUCACACUAGAUAUGUGUCAUGGUAUUAACUCUGGAUGCUACCACUCAACUUACAGUAUUGUUGCACACGUUGCCAUCGGAACUUCUUUACUUGGGCAAAGCGUAGGGAAAAGAUUCACUUCCAAUCUCCUCGUUUUCCAAAUUGGGACUGAGAAAUGGAAGAAUAUUCCUUCUUGUCGACAGUCUGCUAGCCUGAGAUGACUGACAGUUUUCGGUUGGUUGGCUGUCUCUUUGAGAGAGGCACAGAAGUUCUGAAUCAAACUCUCUUUUAAUGUAUUGUCAGCAUAACAUGUCAGUUAGACAAAUUAACUAGAAGCUAUCCACUUGCCGCCACACUCCUUCAAUACAGACUAACACAUAAAUGAACUCAACAACUCAAACCAUACAUCAGCAAUUCCGUUUUUAUUCAUAGCUUGGUAUUUCUAAAACAACACUUUGUUACGCAUACUGUGCAAGAAAACUGUACAUAUUUGUUUUCAUGGUAUUUGUUUUUCACUUCACAUAGAGUUACAGCUAAUCUGUAUUUGGAGAAAUGUAAAAGUACUUUCCAUUUGCAAACAGGCUAUAGCUACAGUAGGUCCGUUUAUACCUGGUGCUAACAUAUGUCCCUUUUCCUGAUCUUAUCCACAUUCUGAUUGUGCCCUUAUUGUAGCCAUUUUGUAACCUUUAUUUAACUAGGCAAGUCAGUUAAGAACAAAAUCUUAUUUACAAUGACGGCCUGC